Messenger RNA from Polistes dominula (European paper wasp), 1750 nucleotides. Its product is annotated as carboxylic ester hydrolase. Lineage: Eukaryota; Metazoa; Arthropoda; Insecta; Hymenoptera; Vespidae. The record is from RefSeq and is a predicted model, not a curated record.
AGACAGAAGCUAUAAACGUUCAGUCUGAUGGCACGAUUAUUUCAGACGGUCGACAUGUCGCUGAUCAAGUUGGUGCUUUUUGCUUUGGUGGGGUUUGCCUGGGUUAUUGCUGAGGAAGAGGUUCAAGUGGAAAUUCCACAGGGUCCACUGAAGGGUUUAAAAACACAAACAGUAUGGCAUAAUAUGCCGUAUUACAGUUUCAAAGGGAUACCUUAUGCAAAGCCUAAUGUUGGUGUUGACAAGUUCAGGAUGCCAGAGCCUGCUGAUUCUUGGGAAGGUGUUUAUGAUGCUACCAAACAUCGUUCGACCUGUCCAUUCUUUUGCAUGCUUAAACAAGAUCUUUUGGGUGACGAGGAUUGUCUCUAUCUUAACGUUUACACUCCAGAAAUGAACAAAGAUGCUCGUAAAGCUGUAAUGGUUUGGAUUCAUGGUGGUUCUUGGAAUGCAGGAUUUGGAGAUGAUGCCAUUUAUGGGCCAGAUUUUCUUGUCGAACAGGACGUCGUUGUCGUUACUUUCAAUUACAGACUCGGCGCUCUUGGUUUCUUAAAUACUGGCGAUGAACAUGCUCCUGGAAACGCUGGUAUGAAAGAUCAAGUAAUGGCACUUAUGUGGGUGAAAGAUAACAUACAUUAUUUUGGAGGAUGUCCAAACAGAGUCACCAUAUUUGGUCAAAGCUCUGGUGGUGCCUCUGUUCAGUAUCACAUGAUGUCUCCGAUGUCAGAAGGAUUGUUCAACAACGUUAUUGCUCAAAGUGGAGCAAUAUUGAACCCAUGGGCAAUAGAAUAUAAACCUAAAGAAAUGGCUUUUAAAUUGGGUGAGAAACUUGGAAUUAGUACCCAGGAUACUGGUGAAUUGAUCAAAAAACUUGCUGAAUUUUCUGCAAAAGACAUAGUUACAGCGACUAAAGAGAUGAUGAAUGAUAUUAAUACAGCGAAUGGACAUUUACAAGUAUUUGUACCAUCAGUGGAAUAUGAUUUUGGUCAGGACGUAUUCUUAACAACUGAUCCUUGGACUCUUAUCAAAACUGGAAAAAUUGCUGAUGUACCGAUUAUGGGUGGUGUUACGUUAGAAGAAGCAAGUUUCUUUGCUGAAUUAAUGUUGCCACAUGCUGAUCAUUUCAAUAAUCAGUUCGAAGUUUUCUUACCUGAUGAUUUAAAUGUAACCGAUCCUACUCAAAGAAAACAAUUAGGCGAAUCUAUAAAGGAAUUCUAUUUUCAUGGUAAAGACAUUUCCAAGGAUACCCUAAAAGAAUUCACGCAGAUGUUGACCGAUGCUUACUUUACUGCCGGAGCUGCAUUUUCUCUAAAUUUUAUAACUCACAGAAAUACAGCACCGGUUUAUCAAUAUAUAUUCGAAUAUGAAGCUCCAUUUGGUAUCAUGAAAAAUGUGGUUAACUCUGAGAAAGGUAUAGCCCAUGGGGAUGAAUUAGGUUACGAAUUUUAUUCGAACAUUUUCAAAAAUUUACCUAAAUCUGGUUCACCCGAAGAAAAAAUGACGCGGAUUAUCACUAAAUUAUGGACGAAUUUUGCUAAAGAUGGAAAUCCGACUUCUAAGCUAGACGAAGACAUUACUAUUAAUUGGGAGCCAAAAAAUAAAGAGAUAUGCAAAUAUAUUCACAUCAAUCAAGAUUUGAAGAUGGACGCACAUUUAUUAGGAGACAGAGUUCCAUUAUGGGCAGAAUUAUAUAAAAAUGUUUUCAAUUCAUAAUUAUCAAUGCAUAUAUUAUAUUAUAUUCGAUAAGCAUAUAUAU